AUAUACUACGGAUCAUACGGAGAGCUCAAAACAUGGCCUGCAGACAGAGAGAAGGUCAAAGACAUUGCUCGAAGGUACAGUGAACUAAGCGAGACGAAGCGAAGCAAAAAACAAUAUGAUCUUCGCAAGGUUCUUGAAAGUAUCAAGAAGGAUGAUGAUUCCAAGAAGGAAAAUAAUAAUAAGAAGAAGAGAGCGAAACUUGUAUCUCAUUACAAGUAUCCGGAUUGGGAUCGGAGGUUUGAUAAUUACUCUGCAGAGCAACUCGAGGAGCUGAUUAUCUCCUUGGAACGUAGUCAGACCAUGAUGCAACGCAGGCUUGGAGCUGUUGUUGAAGCUCAAACACAGAGGAAUAUGCAUUACACGAAUAUGGCUCGUCAUGAACAGAUGAUUCAAUAG
Messenger RNA from Raphanus sativus (radish), 396 nucleotides. RefSeq names its product agamous-like MADS-box protein AGL103. The annotation marks the transcript as partial. The record is from RefSeq and is a predicted model, not a curated record. NCBI's taxonomy places the organism in Eukaryota, Viridiplantae, Streptophyta, Magnoliopsida, Brassicales, Brassicaceae. The transcript has a single exon.